Messenger RNA from Neltuma alba, 1072 nucleotides. RefSeq names its product MDIS1-interacting receptor like kinase 2-like. Gene Ontology annotation, molecular function: ATP binding; protein kinase activity. The transcript is spliced from 2 exons. The record is from RefSeq and is a predicted model, not a curated record. The coding region runs from base 80 to 1072 and encodes 330 amino acids. Lineage: Eukaryota; Viridiplantae; Streptophyta; Magnoliopsida; Fabales; Fabaceae. Gene Ontology annotation, biological process: protein phosphorylation.
AAAAAAGUUAUUGAUAAUACUACUCCCAUUAGCCAUACUGCUAUUAGUAAUUGUUGGAGCAUCUUUUAUUUGUUCUCGAAUGGCAACAAAAGCUAAAAACAAAGAUGAGAAAGCUCCACUUGAAGAUGUUUAUUUUGUAUGGGGCCUUGAAAGAGAAAUAUUGUAUGAAGAUAUCAUUGAAGCCACAAAGGAAUUUGAUGAAAGAUAUCUUGUUGGGAAAGGGGGCCAAGGAAGUGUUUAUAGGGCUGAGUUGCCUACAGGUGAUGUUGUCGCUGUAAAGAAGCUUCAUUCAAUGCCAAGUGGGGAAAUCACCAACCACAAAGCUUUUACAAGUGAGAUUCAAGCUUUGACAGAAAUCAAACAUCGCAACAUUGUGAAGCUAUAUGGAUUUUAUUCCAACUCACAAUUCUCCAUUUUGGUUUAUGAGUUCUUGGAAGGUGGCAACUUGGAUAACAUACUAAAGAAUGAGAAGCAGGCCACUGAGUUUGACUGGAAUAACAGGGUGAAUGUUGUUAAAGGCGUGGCUAAUGCUUUAUUCCACAUGCAUCAUGGCUGUUCAAUUCCUAUUGUUCAUCGUGACAUAUCAAGCAAGAAUGUUCUUUUAAGUUCAAACUAUGAAGAAGCUCACAUCAUUGACUUCGGAACAGCAAAAUUUUUGGAUCCUAACUCAAACAAUAUGACCACAUUUGCUGGCACAUUUGGCUAUGCUGCUCCAGAGAUUGCUUUCAUAAUGAAGGCCAAUGAGAAAUGUGAUGUAUACAGCUUUGGAGUUUUGACUUUAGAAAUCAUUAUGGGUACACAUCCUGCUGAACUUAUUUCAUUUUUGGCGGAGAAUUCAACCAAUAAUGAUUUAUUGUUAAAAGAUGUGUUAGACCAACGACUUUUUCCACUCACAAAACCAAUCCUAGAUGAUGUGAUCUUAGUUGCAAAAAUAGCUUUGUGUUGCUUGAAUGAGACUCCUCAAUCUCGUCCAACCAUGGAACAAGUAUCUGUGGAGCUAGCAAGGACACCAAAAUCUUAUUCAGAGGAUCAAUUUCACACCAUCACCAUCAGGCAACUAAUGAGGGAUUGA